Molecule: messenger RNA, 2242 nt
Organism: Drosophila innubila
Lineage: Eukaryota; Metazoa; Arthropoda; Insecta; Diptera; Drosophilidae
Gene: Ttd14
Product: TRPL translocation defect protein 14
Exons: 11
Coding region: 561-2186 (541 amino acids)
Biological process (GO): photoreceptor cell maintenance
Molecular function (GO): phosphatidic acid binding; phosphatidylinositol binding; GTP binding
Source: RefSeq, a predicted model, not a curated record
UGCUUUUAAAUAAAAUACGUGCAAGAUGGUGCUCUAUCAUAAAACAAAUAAACUUUGAUAAUUAGAAACUCGGAUGUGGUAUAUAAGGAUUUCUUAGUUGCUGACCCCGAGGUCGUUUGAUGUUUCAUCCAAUAUCUAGUUUCAUACGUUGGAAAUCGGCAUUAAAUGUUUUUAAUAUGUACAUGCGCGCGCUUCUGAGAAUGUCCAACAAAUAUAGCGUACAAUAUAGCAAGGAUUUAUAACUUGUCACGGCCAGUCGUCAGUGUGGUAAUAGAGCUGCUCCCAAAUACGGCUGAUAAUUCCAACGCAACUGUACCAUAUAAAUUAUGUACGUAAUUAUCAAUUGCGCAGAUUUUGCAGUCCACACGGUUCCUAUCGUCCAUCGUGUCAUCACAGACCAUAACCUAUAAAGGCACGUGCACUGCGUUGGUUCUGGAUAGCAAAAAGAGAGUAGCGAGAGUGGAAGAGAGAGAGAGAGAGAAGUGAAGAGCAUAAGGCGCAAGGAUUCACCAAUUGACACACCGAAACCGAACCGAAAACAGCUGUUGCUUAACUUAACCAUGGCAACAACAGCCGACCAACUAAUGGCAACUGCUCUGGUCCCGACCAACGGCACCAACGGCAAUCAGUCGACAUUGCUGACUGUCGCGACAACAAUGCAAUCGACGACGACUCCGAGCACGAAUUUGAAAUCAAAUUCAAACUCAAAUUCAAAUAAUGAGGAGGAGCAGCAGCAUCAAGUGGAUAACAACAAAUCGACCUCGCCAAAGCCAACUGCUAUGAACAGCUUAAAGCUUAUGAAAAUGGGCUCCGUGUCCACAAAGGACAAACGUGUCUACAAAAUUGUCCUUACGGGCGGUCCCUGCGGUGGCAAGACAACGGGCCAGAGUCGUUUGUGCACCUUCUUUGAGAAUCUUGGCUGGAAGGUAUUCCGCGUGCCUGAAACGGCCACUGUACUACUCAGCGGUGGCGUCAAGUUCUCCGAUCUGACCGAGAAAGAGGACCCACCUACGCCAACCACCUACGUUUACAAAGAUCUACCAUUUGCCGCACCGGAGCACAGUCUCAUCGAUCUGACCGCAUCCUGUCCACGUUGCCUGGCCAAGGCUGCCUCCAAGAAAAAUGGCAGCGAAGCUUAUAAAUUUCAGGAGAAUCUGAUACGCACAAUGGUGCAAAUCGAGAACACAUAUUUCGAGCUGGGAAACUCGAGCAGUCGCAAUUGUCUCAUCAUCUGCGAUCGCGGCGUCAUGGAUGCCAGUGCCUAUAUAUCAAAGGACAAAUGGGAGAAAAUGAUGGCGGGCAAUAAAUGGAAUCCCGUGGAGAUGCGUGAUAAUCGCUAUAAUCAAAUCUUGCAUCUGGUAUCUGCCGCAAAUGGAGCCGAGGAUUUCUACUCGACAGAGGAUCAUGCCUGUCGCUCCGAAGGCGUUGAACUGGCGCGAGAGUUGGACUACAAGUCAGCAGCCGCCUGGGUGGGACAUCCCUACUUCGACGUGAUUGACAACUCGACGAACUUUGAGACCAAAAUGAAUCGCAUGAUCGAAAGCGUGUGCCAAAAACUGGGCAUUGACAUUGGCGACCGUCUGCAAGCCACGUCACGCAAGCUCAAAUAUUUGAUUGCUAUGCUGCCGCCUGACAGCGAGUUUCCGCCGUUCGCAGACUUUGAUGUGGUCCAUCACUAUCUGCAGUCAGCCGGUCCUAAAGUGCAGGCGCGUCUGCGCAAACGUGGCCAAAAGAAUCACUGGAGCUACAUACACACCCAGCGUCGUCCCAAUGUGCAUGGCCAGGCCCGCAUCGAGGUGAAGACCCAACUGACGCAUCGCGACUAUAUGAACCUGCUGGCACAGCGCGAUGAUGCGCAUUUUACCAUCUAUAAGAAGCGACGUUGCUUCCUCAUCAAUAAUCAAUAUUUCCAGCUGGAUAUCUACAGGGAGCCGGGUCAUCCACGUUGCAAGGGUCUUGUGCUGUUAGAGACAUACUCCUCACUAACUGGAGAGGCGCUAAAGAACUGCAUGCCAAAGUUCUUGAACAUUGUUAAGGAGGUCACUGGUGAUCCGGACUAUUCCAUGUACAAUCUGUCGCUAAAAGAGGACUGGAGCACCACCAAAAAAUUCUGCCGCCCAGCAACGCAUGCAAGGGGAGCAACAAACGGAGUUACGAGUACGCCAUUGGUGCUCAAUGGGCUGUAGAAAUUUUUUAGAAUCUCGAAUAUCUUAACACGCAUAUUACUAAACAAAAACAAAAA